Rubroshorea leprosula is the source of this 1220-nucleotide messenger RNA. Lineage: Eukaryota; Viridiplantae; Streptophyta; Magnoliopsida; Malvales; Dipterocarpaceae. The record is from the annotation of a GenBank genome assembly.
AUGAGAGGCAGCAGCAAUACAUGUUACAGAGUAUGUUCAAAGUAGAUUUAUUUAAAGCCCGUGAGAAUUGCUCCUCAAUGCCAAAAAUAGAAUUUCAAGACGACUAUAAAUCUACAAAUCAGAAGUUGGAGGAGAAAGGAAGAGUAUGUGUGACCGGUGCAGGAGGGUACUUGGCAUCAUGGGUUGUGAAGCUUCUCCUUUCAAAAGGUUACAAGGUCCAUGGAACUGUUAGAGACCCUGAUGACAUUAAGAACAUGCAUCUGAAGAAAUUGGAGAAUGCUUCAGAAGGUUUGCAACUCUUCAAGGCAGACUUGCUGGAUACUGUAAGUCUCUCUGAUGCCAUUUCCGGGUGUGCUGGUGUUUUCCAUGUUGCCAGCCCUGUACCUCCAUCUCUUAUUGUAGAGAAUUAUGAGGUGGAACUAAUGCAACCAGCUGUGAUUGGCACACUAAAUGUACUGGACGCAUGUUUAAAGUCAAAAAUCAAGAAGAUUGUUGUUGUGUCAUCUUUGGGUGCCAUUUUUCUAAAUCCAAACUGGCCACGUGAUAGAGUCAUGGAUGAAGAAUGUUGGUCUGAUCUGGAAUUUUGCAAAGCAACUAAGAAUUGGUAUUGCAUGUCCAAAACAUUAGCAGAAAGUGAAGCUUGGGAGUAUGCAAGGACAAGCAAACUCAACAUAGUAACAAUUUGCCCAUCCAUUGUCCUCGGACCAAUGCUGCAACCUACUCUGAACACUAGUAGCUUAUACUUACUCAAGUUCUUGAAAGAUGGAAUGGAAGCAGCAGACAGUGGAUUUCGUCAUUUUGUAGAUGUUCGUGAUACAGCUGAAGCAGUAUUGAUUAUAUACGAGAAGGCGGAAGCAGAAGGAAGAUAUGUAUGUUCAUCUCAUGGUAUUAAGACACAGGAUUUGGUGUUAAAGUUGAAAAGCAUGUAUCCUUAUUGCAACUACCCAAAAAGUUUCCGUGAGGAGGUGCCAGAGGUCAAGCUGAGUUCAGAGAAACUGCAGAAAUUGGGUUGGAGUUAUUGGCCAUUAGAAGAAACCCUCGUUGAUUCUAUCAAAAACUAUGAAGAGAUUGGUGCCUCGACCUUGAAGUACAAAAACUAGCUGUAAAGCAAAGAGAAACAUCAGUCAUUAUUAUCAUGUUUUCUGGGGGCCACAUUUCCAAAUAGAAAUCUUCUUUAUAUGUCAACAAUCUAGAAGCAAAAAUCAAAAUGCAUACAUGUU